Molecule: messenger RNA, 1284 nt
Organism: Penicillium roqueforti
Lineage: Eukaryota; Fungi; Ascomycota; Eurotiomycetes; Eurotiales; Aspergillaceae
Product: nitrilase
Exons: 2
Coding region: 1-1284 (427 amino acids)
Molecular function (GO): catalytic activity
Source: RefSeq, a predicted model, not a curated record
AUGCCCUCUCUCACAGUAGCAGUCGCCCAAUCCUGCACCCAAACCUCCCUAUCCGAAACCCUGCGCGCCCUCGAGCGAACAAGCACCCUCGCCGCCCGCCGCGGCGUCCACCUCCUCCUCUUCCCUGAAGCCUAUCUAGGCGGAUACCCGCGGACAUAUUCGUUCGGGUCUGCGGUGGGAAGUCGACACCCGCGCGGCCGGGACCAAUUCCUCGUGUAUUUCAAGGCCGCUGUUGAUCUAGGCGAUACACCGACUGGGGCCGGGGCUGACUGGAUUGCUCGCAGGCUGGAGAUUGCAGAGGGUAAGAGGUUCCGCGGGGAUAGGACGAGGGAGUUUCUGGAGCGUGUUGCGAGGGAGACGGGAGUUUUCGUCGUUACUGGAUUGGUGGAGAGAGCGGGAGGGAGUUUGUAUUGUGCUGUUGUUUAUGUUGAUCCUGUUAGAGGUAUUCUGGGGAAGAGGAGGAAGGUUAUGCCGACGGCUGCUGAACGCAUGAUUUGGGCUCAGGGCUCGCCCUCGACUCUCCGCGCUGUCACAACAACCCUAAACGGUAUCCCACUAACCAUAGCCUCUGCAAUCUGCUGGGAGAGCUACAUGCCCCUCCUGCGUCAGAGUCUAUAUUCCCAGAACGUGAAUAUCUAUCUCGCUCCCACAGCCGACGCCCGCAGUACCUGGCUCCCGCUCAUGCGCACCAUCGGCAUAGAAGGCCGCUGCUUCGUGCUCUCGGCGAACCAGUGCGUGCGUAGCUCCGAGCUGCCGGAGUGGAUUACCGGUGCAAGCCAGGAUGGAAUUCCAGAAUCUAGUUCGGGUAAAUCGCACGAUCCAGAGAUGAAAAUGUCCGUCGCUGCUGAGGGUCCGCAUGAGAUUGUCUGGCCGCAGACUCACGGCGAGGCCCAGGAUCAGGCCCAGAGUCGGUCGGAGGGUCCCGCGACGAAUACUAAGCAGUCAUCCCUGGAUCCGUCAGACUCGGUCUUGGAUUAUGUCUGUCGGGGUGGAAGUUGUAUUGUUUCGCCGCUUGGAGACGUUCUUGCCGGUCCGCUGUGGGAAGUCUGCACGGAUGACGUGCCGGAUAGUAGCGAUGCUGCGGUGACGGAUUCCGCGCCUGGCACGUCCGCUACGGAGUCUAGUCCUGCUGUGGCGGCGGGUGAUGGUUUAGCUAUCGCAUGCAUUGACUUGGAUGAUUGCGAGCGUGGACGGCUCGAUCUCGAUGUUGCUGGGAGUUAUUCACGGAGUGAUGCGUUUAAAUUCGAGGUUAAGGGGUUGGAUCUGGCGCCGCCGCCGUUGUAG